This is a messenger RNA of Mus caroli (Ryukyu mouse), 6471 nucleotides long. NCBI's taxonomy places the organism in Eukaryota, Metazoa, Chordata, Mammalia, Rodentia, Muridae. The record is from RefSeq and is a predicted model, not a curated record.
UGCAGGCGGCCGCCGCGCGCGCCGCGCCGUGACGAGCGGGCGGAGGGCACACGGUCGGCGCCGAGCCCCGCACGGUCACGGGGGGGCGGGGGGAAAGAGCGCCGAAGGAGUCCGACCUCCCGCCCGGGCCGCUCGAUGAACCUCUAGUCUUGCUUUGACAAAAGCUAUUUUGUGUAACUCUUGACUGUGAAUACAUUUCUAAUACAGCCUUUGGGAUCGUCAAGGGACAAGUGUGCCAUUUGAGAGGCCCUGUGCCUGGUCAGACCCUGGAGAUUCAGAACAGAGGUCUGUUUCGUUUUUUGGUUGUUUUUCCGCGUGACCAUUAUGAGCAUUGGCUUUUCACCCUUGAAGUAAACAUGUUGAAGGCGGAAUCUUCAGGUGAGCGGACCACUCUCAGAAGUGCCUCUCCUCACAGGAAUGCGUACAGAACAGAGUUCCAGGCGCUGAAAAGUACUUUUGACAAACCCAAGUCAGAUGGGGAACAGAAAACGAAAGAAGGUGAGGGCUCCCAGCAGAGCAGAGGUAGAAAGUAUGGUUCCAAUGUCAACAGAAUUAAAAAUCUAUUUAUGCAGAUGGGUAUGGAACCCAGUGAGAAUGCUGCUAUCGUUGCCAAAACCAGGGGGAAAGGUAGGCCCUCAUCCCCUCAGAGAAGAAUGAAGCCCAAAGAGUUUGUGGAGAAAACGGAUGGCUCAGUGGUUAAGUUGGAGUCGUCUGUCUCUGAACGAAUCAGUAGAUUUGACACAAUGCAUGACGGCCCUUCGUAUGCUAAGUUCACUGAGACUCGAAAGAUGUUUGAGAGAAGUGUGCAUGAGUCAGGGCAAAACCAUCGCUAUUCCCCAAAGAAAGAGAAAGGUGGAGGGACUGAACCACAGGAUGAGUGGGGUGGCUCCAAGUCCAACAGAGGCAGCAGUGAUUCCUUGGACAGCCUGAGCCCCCGAACGGAAGCUGUCUCUCCGACUGUGAGUCAGCUGAGUGCGGUGUUUGAGAACAGUGAGUCUCCAGGUGCUCUCACUUCUGGGAAGGCUGAGAGCGCUGACUACUCGGUGACCGGGCACUACCCCCUCAAUUUACCAUCUGUUACUGUCACCAAUCUGGAUACCUUUGGCCGUCUCAAGGAUUCUAAUUCGAAGGCUCCAUCAAACAAACAAGAUACUGAUAGAGAGGAUGCUCAGAAGAGCGAUGCUGUGCCAGUACCGGAAGUGGCUCAGAAAGGUACCUCUUUAGCUUCAUUGCCUAGUGAAGAGAGCCAGCUGAGCACGGAAGCCGAGGACGUCACAACAGCUCAACCAGAGGCUCUGGACAGCACUGAUAAAGAUAGUCCAGAAGAACCCUCUGCUGAAAACCAAGCAAUGCCAAAGUCUUAUAUCCUUUCACCACGGAACGAGCCGUUAGAAGAUGCUGAAGCUAAUGUGGUUGGGGGUGAGACAGCUCAGCAUCAGAAGAAAGACCUGACAGGUGGUGACCUAACCUCCCCUGAUGCUUCUGCAUCCAGCUGUGGAAGAGAAGUACCUGAAGACUCAAACAGUUUUGAGAGUUCCCACGUAUACAUGCAUAGUGACUAUAACGUGUAUAGGGUGAGAUCCAGGUAUAACUCAGACUGGGGAGAGACAGGCACGGAGCAAGAUGAGGAGGAAGACAGUGACGAGAACAAUUAUUACCAGCCUGAUAUGGAAUACUCGGAGAUAGUUGGCUUGCCGGAAGAAGAAGAAAUCCCAGCAAAUAGGAAAAUUAAGUUUAGUUGUGCUCCGAUUAAGGUUUUCAGCACAUACUCCAAUGAAGACUAUGACAGGAGAAAUGACGACGUUGACCCCGUGGCCGCAUCUGCUGAGUAUGAGCUUGAAAAGCGAGUAGAAAAACUGGAACUUUUCCCAGUGGAACUGGAGAAAGACGAGGACGGGCUGGGCAUAAGCAUCAUUGGAAUGGGCGUUGGUGCUGAUGCUGGAUUGGAGAAGCUGGGGAUAUUUGUCAAAACAGUGACUGACGGAGGUGCUGCUCAGCGGGAUGGCAGGAUCCAAGUCAAUGACCAGAUCGUGGAAGUUGAUGGAAUCAGCCUGGUGGGGGUCACUCAGAAUUUUGCUGCAACCGUUCUGCGGAAUACCAAGGGCAACGUCAGAUUCGUUAUUGGACGAGAAAAACCAGGACAAGUGAGUGAGGUUGCCCAGUUGAUCAGCCAGACCCUGGAACAAGAGCGGCGACAGCGGGAACUUCUGGAGCGUCACUAUGCGCAGUAUGAUGCUGACGAUGAUGAGAGCACUGUGGCUGAAUUGCAAGGAGUGUCUGGCAACUGCAAUAACAAUAACAACCGUUUCCUUAAGACUGGAGAGUAUGCCACUGAUGAAGAAGAGGAUGAGGGCGGGCCUAUUCUUCCUAGUGGUGACGUGGCCAUUGAGGUCUUUGAGCUGCCUGAGAACGAGGACAUGUUUUCCCCAUCUGACCUGGACACAAGCAAGCUCAGUCACAAGUUCAAAGAGUUGCAAAUCAAACAUGCAGUUACAGAAGCAGAGAUUCAAAAAUUGAAGACCAAGCUUCAAGCAGCUGAAAAUGAGAAAGUAAGGUGGGAACUAGAAAAGAACCAACUGCAACAGAACAUAGAAGAGAAUAAAGAAAGGAUGCUGAAGUUGGAGAGCUACUGGAUCGAGGCUCAGACAUUAUGUCAUACGGUGAAUGAGCAUCUCAAGGAGACUCAGAGCCAGUACCAAGCCCUGGAGAAGAAGUACAACAAAGCAAAGAAGUUGAUCAAAGACUUUCAGCAAAAAGAGAUCGAUUUCAUCAAGAGACAGGAAGUAGAAAGAAAGAAGCUGGAGGAGGUGGAAAAGGCUCACCUGGUUGAAGUCCAAGGCCUGCAAGUUCGGAUUAGAGAUUUGGAGGCUGAGGUGUUCAGACUACUAAAGCAAAACGGGACCCAGGUUAACAACAACAACAACAUCUUUGAGAGAAGACCAUCUCCCGGGGAAGUCUCGAAAGGAGACACUAUGGAGAAUGCGGAAGUCAAGCAAACAUCCUGUCAGGACGGCUUGAGCCAAGACUUGAAUGAAGCAGUCCCAGAGACAGAGCGCCUGGAUUCGAAAGCAUUGAAAACCCGGGCCCAGCUCUCUGUGAAGAACAGGCGCCAGAGGCCCACAAGGACACGGCUCUAUGACAGCGUCAGCUCAACUGAUGGGGAGGACAGCCUGGAGCGGAAGGCUUGGAGAGUCUCUUCUCCAGAAUUGGAGUGUGGUGUCCCACUCCUCACCCCCGUGACGAGCCCUAGGGCCCUCUCAUCCCACCACACGACUGAGUCUCCGGGAGGAUCACAGCAUCCAGAAGGGGACCCUUUCUCCUCUGUCUCGGGAGACACUUCAUCCUCCUCGACUUCAGCAUCCGAUCACGACACAGAAGACUCUCCUUGCCGCCACCAAGCCACCGAGAAAGCGUUACAAGAGAAAGAUGAUGACAAAUAUCCUAAAUCACUAAGAACAUCCAGUUCAUUCAGGGUACAAAGAGGAAAAAUUAAGCAGAAGUUUGCGGAUCUGGGGGCACCUUUGCGAAGGAAUCCCAACAAGGGGAAGAAAUGGAAAGACAAAGAAAAGGAAGCCAGUAGGUUGUCUGCUGGUAGCAGAAUCUUCAGAAGCAAGUUGGAGAACUGGAAAGGCAAACCAAGCUCCGGAGCGCAGGCCUCCAGCCACUCUCCUUGCAUGCCUUUCUUAUGGUUUAAUGAAAGCCGGAAAGGAUCCUAUUCCUUCAGGAACCUGCCGUCAGCUCCAAGCCCCCUUCCACCUUCUCCUGAGACUCAAAUCUCAGAUAAAACAGGGUCCAAGAAUUUCACCUUCAAUGAUGACUUCAGUCCAAGCAGUACCAGCUCAGCAGACCUGAGUGGCUUAGGAGCAGAACCCAAAACGCCAGGGCUCUCCCAGUCCUUGGCACUGUCCUCGGAUGAGAUCCUUGACGAUGGACAGUCUCCCAAACACACUCAGAGUCAGAAUCGGGCCGUUCAUGAAUGGAGCGUGCAGCAGGUUUCCCACUGGUUAAUGAGCCUCAGUCUGGACCAGUAUGUGCCUGAAUUCAGUGCCCAGAACAUCAGUGGGGAGCAGCUCCUGCAGCUGGAUGGAAAUAAACUGAAGGCUCUUGGAAUGACAUCAUCCCAGGACCGGGCACUGGUUAAAAAAAAACUGAAGGAAAUGAAGAUGUCUCUGGAGAAGGCUCGCAAGGCCCAGGAGAAAAUGGAAAAACAAAGAGAGAAGCUGAGGAGGAAGGAACAAGAGCAAAUGCAGAGGAAGUAUAAGAAGUCGGAAAAGAUGACUUCCACAGCCGAUCAACCGUGAGCAGUGAGGCCUCACCUCUUCCAGUAGUUGGGGAAGUUUGAGAGAAGUCCCGCCCCUUCCUGCCCCCACUCCCCUGCCGAGGCUGAAGAAGAAACUGAUGGGAUAACACCACUGUAGGUGGUUAAAGUACUGUGUGUUGAAUGCACUCUUGAUUUUAACCUCCUAAAAUAACCCCUCACCAUCACCUUUGGUUUAUUGACAAAACAGAAUUAUCAUUUUUCUCUUCUACUUACCAACAUCCAAUGUUGUGUUAAGUGUGCGGUGCCACUCGGAGGAGCAGCCUGACCCAGCCAAUGAGAGCAGGACUCACUCUGGGGCUGUGAGUGGAGUACCCAGAAUUCUCAGUGAGAGGCCCUGAAACUGAGGUGGUAGCUUCUGACUGUAGGUGUAGAGAUGAGACCUGCUUUGAGAUGGGGGAGCGCCCCUCAAUUCUGACUGUAGAGCAAGUCAGUUCUGUUGUGGGGAUGUGGGUGCCCAGCACACAAUUGCCACCUGAGGGAAAGAGGAAACAAGUGUGCUAUCCACUUGCUGGGAAUCCGAACGAGGGGGGAAAGAGUAGCUAGUUAUUAACUCUAGAAGGGAAGGGCCUUAAGCACACAGAUGGGGUGCACUUUGGGGCCUGGAGGACAGCAUUUUCCUCCAGGUAUUGUUGAACAAAGAAGAAGAAACCGCCAGGGUAGUGCAGCCAUGGAUGCUGGGGUCUGCUGUGCUGUUUGCCAGUGCUGCACCAAGUGUUUGAGCAGCACCGACAAACUGCACAGCUCCUUCCCCAGCCACACACUGAGCCGGAAAUUGGCUUUGAAGGAAACCAACGUCUUCAGGUUUCUUCUCCUGGGACAUUCUGGCUGGCCUUCAGCUUGCCUGGGACACAAUCGUGAACUUGUCACAUAUUUUCUACUCAGAAUUUCCCAAGUGGGCUCAGUUAGUGUUUUAACAAAUGUGCUUUUAAGGACUUAAACAUAGAGAUACUGGUUAGAGAUUUAAGAUUUGAGUAACAGUCAACCACAGAACUUUUUUCUUGUUUUUAUAUACACACAAUUCUUUCCUGUGAAGGACAGCCAUCACUUACAUUUUAGAGACAUUUUGAAUGACUUUCUAAGCCAUUCUCUUCCAUAGUCUAGAGAGUUCCAGAUUUGUUGAAAACAGUACACGGGACAGAUUUUUACAGUGUAAGAGCUGAUAUUUCUUAAGUCCAGUAUUAGGGAUUGCAGUCCUUCACCACCCUGAGUUGAGCGCAGGAGACUAGGGGAGGAGGAGAACAGAAACUCUUCUGGAGGCAUUUCACACCCUGAGGGGGGGGGUAUUUAUUUGCUUGCCUUUAGUUUUGCUCUUUUUGCUUAUGUAUCUAACUCUCAUUACUGCAUUAAUUCUAAAAACCUGGUAUCACCUGCUUUCGGAUGGACUGAUUUCAGAGUAGAGCUGGAGGCCACAUGAAACCUUGGACUUCAGGGUCUUUCCUUCCUUUCCCCCAGCAGGCGCUUGUGCUGCCCGCAGGCCUGUACACAUCUCCUCUGCAUGCACAGGUAUGCAGGGCCUGCAUCAGGCUCCAGAGUUAGGACAGGAAUCUGAUACGACAGAGGUCGGCUGCCUGUGUGGCCUCACUUUUUAUUUAACAUUGUGACUUUUCAUUUUUAUCGUUAUCACUAUUUUUGUAACAUGAAUUCUGACAUUAUCUGAACUAGAAACUUAAUCCUAUCCUUUCUCCCAGAGCCUGCUUCUGUUUCUGGCCCAAGCACUUCUGUAAGUUCUGGCCCUUCUGGUACAGAUUCACAUCAGUCCAAAACAUGACGUGGGGGUCUCAUUAUGCUCUGCACAAACCAGAUCUGCUUCUCAGUAUUCCCAAGGAGUAGGGUACUGGGUGCCUGCUUCUAUCUCAGAUGCCUGAUGCUUCGCCACUUACUAAUAUUUUGAGAAAACAAGAGACAUGUUCCUGAACUACACAUUCAGUAACUCUUUCCUAAUGCCAGAAGUCUGAGCAAAACUCUGGCAUUACUAAUACUUGUUAUUGUACGUUUCAGCCAUUUUUCUUUUCUUUGGGGGAAAAAAAAAGCUGGAUUGCACUGGACGCUUCUCUGUGUUCAUUUUCGAGAGUGAAAACAGAAGAGUGAUAAUUUUAAGUUGUGUUUACACUUUGAUGAUAGUUGAAAAUGAAUGUAUAUAUUGGAAAUGU